Messenger RNA from Funneliformis mosseae, 904 nucleotides. NCBI's taxonomy places the organism in Eukaryota, Fungi, Glomeromycota, Glomeromycetes, Glomerales, Glomeraceae. The record is from the annotation of a GenBank genome assembly.
UGGCUUCUUUUAAGAAUCGUAUUCAAGAUGAUGUUACUUCGAUUGACUACUGUUGGCGGUUAGUGCUUGGAAUAGGUGCGCUUCCCGGCUUAGUGGCUCUCUACUUUCGUCUUACGGUCCCAGAAUCUCCACGAUACACAAUGGAUAUAGAGCGUGAUAUUAACCAAGCGAGCAAAGAUAUCACAACCGUAUUGAGUACCGGUAAAUACAAGGAACGUGAAGUCGAUGAACCAGUCGUGCGAAUCGACGUACCAAAAUCAAGUUGGGCUGAUUUCGGGAAAUAUUUUGGAAAGUGGAAAAACGGCCAAAUUUUAGUUGGUACUUCGGUGUCAUGGUUUGCGCUAGACGUUGCAUUCUACGGAAUCGGUCUCAACAACUCAAUCAUAUUGAAUGCCAUUGGCUUUUCGAACGAUCCCGAUCCUUAUACUUCACUUAAAAAUAUUGCGGUUGGUAACAUUAUUAUCUCCGCUAUGGGUACUGUUCCUGGAUAUUGGUUUACCGUAUUAUUUGUAGACAGAUGGGGUAGAAAAACUAUUCAAUUGAUGGGAUUUACUAUUCUCACUAUACUCUUUAUUGUCGUGGGUGCCGCCUAUCAUCAAAUUAAAGAUGCCUCCAUAGCUUUGUUCAUCGUCUUUUUUACAUUAUUACAGUUCUUCCAAAACUUUGGUCCCAACACAACCACAUUCAUAGUACCAGGAGAAGUUUUCCCGACGCGUUACCGAUCAACCGGUCAUGGCAUUUCGGCGGCAUCCGGAAAACUUGGCGCCAUUAUUGCACAAGUUGGAUUCUCGAAAUUGAAAGAUAUUGGUGGAAAGAAUGAAUUUGUACCGCAACUGCUCUUAAUCUUUUCCGCAUGGAUGUUUAUCGGUUUACUGUCAUCAUUGUUAAUACCAGAAACAAAAGG